AAGAGACAAAAAUGGAAUAAUGGUUGAAUUUGGUGGUAUCCCUGUAUCCAGGAGGAGGGGUAGAGAGAUUACAACCCUGCCAGGAUGGUUUAUUAACUCUAGAGUUAGACCUGGGCUUAAAAUACCCUCCCAGGUUGAAGACCUACUUCAUAUCGAACCCUUACUCUGCCUAGAAGAAGAUGAUAUGCUAGGUCUAGUUCCGAACCUAGAUCUUCAAAACUUUAAUCCUGAACCUCCCAUUUACGCUCUCAGGUUCUGCCCUGUUCCCGGGUUUGAAUCUAUUCUUGGUCUAGUAAAUGAGGAUGGAAAUAUUGCAUUCCAGGAUAUCAAUCAAUCUACUCCACGUAUGCCUCUGCUUGGUGAAUCUGCGCACAAAAAUGCAAUUUUUGAUUUUGCCUGGUCUCCUGUAGACGCUAAACUAAUGGUCACAGUGUCAGGGGAUCAGAAGGCCCGACUCUGGGAUCUAGGAGACGGUUCUCUGAACAGGUUGCGUGAAUACCGAGGUUACACUAGAAGCUUGAAAUGUGUUGAAUGGAAACCAAUGUCUCGGCAUGAAUUUGCUACUGGAGCCAGAGAUAAUAACAUAUUUCUAUGGGAUACUCGCAGUCCUAGUGAUACAAAUCCAGAAAAUAUAAUUAGGUGCGCGCACGCGCAUUCUACACGUCGAGGAGCAGCUAGCGCGUCUGUGACUGGUUUAGUUUGGUUGGAUGAAUACAGUCUUGUUUCUGUGGGUGGCAAUGAUGGUGUUAUUAAGGUUUGGGAUAUGAGGAAGAACUAUUCUCUUUAUAAGAAUGAUCCAAUUCCUAGACAAGAAAUACAUCAUCCAGGAACCUCAGGAAACCAGGGAUACACUAGUAUUCUUCACACUCCACAUUCCUGUUAUAUUUAUGUUUCCUGUCUGGACAGCAAAAUAUAUAAAUAUGAUAUUAUCAAUGCCCAUCAAAGACCUGUGAAUACCUACACUGGAGCAGAUAUAGGAAACUUCUUCAUUAAAUCUAGUUUAUCCACCUGUGGAACCUACCUAGCAAGUGGGAGCUGUAAUAAUAGUGUUUAUAUCUGGAAUACAAACAGUCCAGGGGGUGCCGUAGCAUUACUUGGUCCUCAGGAGGAGGCUGUUACAUGUGUUUCCUGGAAUUUCAAAGAGAAUAUACUCGCUGCCUGUACAGAUGAUACUAGACACAGAAUUUGGAGACCCCAACGGUGCACAGAUACUCUCCGUAUCCGGGGACGGGCUAAAAUGACCGGAGUGAAACCAACUCUAGAGUACCCAAGUCCGGUCAAUCCAAUACCUGUCACCCCUUCAACCGGGAGAAUACAACGUUUACCAAAGACUCCCACCAGUCAAAAGUCCCGAUUGAAAGUACAAACCCCGUCCAUUAAAUCUUUUCUGACUCCUAAAAAUUCCGGUUCUCCGUUCUCUAACGCAUCUUCAAAAAGCGUGAUGGCCGGAAGUUCGACCGGUUCAAAAAUUUUAGAAUUUUCCUCUCCUGUCAACUCCGGGAAGCGCGGUAAGAAAAGGCGGUUAAUGGAAGAAACUGAGGAAGAGAAAUAUAAUUCCACUCAAUCGGAUUCUAUCAAGAAAAGUAUUAAUGAUCUCCUACUAAACCCAAGUUCUCCGGUAAAAUGUCAGUUUUCUCCGAAUACAUAUAGAUCUCCGUCUAAAAACUUUAACUCCGUCUUUGGUUGUCUGGAACCUAGAUCUCCCAGACUCAUUCAAUCUCCCCUGAAGCGCACCUUGUUAGAAUCUCCACUCAGAUUAGCAGUAAGACGACCUCUAGAAAACCUCCAAUCUCCGACUGCUAAUCUACCAAACUAUAUCAAGGACGGAACGUCUCCGUUAUGUGUGUCCCAUGAGAAGCCGGCACGGAAGGCUGACUGGUUGACCCAGCUAUCUAUUGAGAAACAGAAGAGCAUGCCAGCCAAACCUGAGAGAACAAAAACUCCCAAAUCUCGCAAAAAGAUUGGAUACAAAAGCUGAGAAAAGCUCAAAUUCCAUGAUCUAAUUAAAAUAGAAAUAUUUAAAAUUUG
Messenger RNA from Eurytemora carolleeae, 2028 nucleotides. RefSeq names its product protein lethal(2)denticleless (gene l(2)dtl). NCBI's taxonomy places the organism in Eukaryota, Metazoa, Arthropoda, Copepoda, Calanoida, Temoridae. Gene Ontology annotation, molecular function: protein-macromolecule adaptor activity; protein binding. Gene Ontology annotation, cellular component: nucleus. Gene Ontology annotation, biological process: mitotic G2 DNA damage checkpoint signaling; proteasome-mediated ubiquitin-dependent protein catabolic process. The record is from RefSeq and is a predicted model, not a curated record. Bases 20 to 1978 code for a protein of 652 amino acids. The transcript is spliced from 12 exons.